AUGGCGUUGGAUCUCGGAGGAAAUAAAAAGAAGCCUAAUGAUAAGAGUAAAUAUUCUAUAGUAGAAUUAUCCUUGUUCAAGCCCGGUAAAAAGAAAUACUCCGAAUUUGAUUACGAAGAAAUCAGGAAAAAACAACUGAAAGAAGACGACUCCAGUGGUGACGAUGAACGGUUUCAUGACAGAGAAGCGCUGGAGAUAGUGAAACGAUUAGAGGCCAAAUAUGGUGGUAAAAAGAAUAAGAAGGGUCGGAAGCUCUGUUUUGGUACCGAGGACGAUUAUAUGGAUAAGAGAGCAGGCUAUGACUUGGAGGACGACUUCAUUGAUGACUCAGAAGCGUACGAUGAACUCAUACCUUCCACAAUGGACACCGUUCAAGGAGGGUUCUAUGUGAAUCGUGGAAAAUUGGAAUUCAAGACCAAGCACGAUGAAGUGAAUGAUUCGGAUAUUUCUGACGCAGAUGAUGCUCAGCCACACAAGAAAGGCACAAAACGGCCCCAAAUAUCGAGUGAUGAUGAUGUGGAGGUUGUUGAAGACCCUGCUGUAGCUCCAACAUCGAGUACAAGUGUGGCCAAGACAAUCAGUGAGCCUCCUGCUCCGGUUCCUGCCGCCCCUAAGCCUCGAAUGGUCGGGGCUCCACCUACGAAAGUUCGGAGAAUGACGCUGGGUGAAUCUCCUAAUCAACGUGCCGCAAAUGCCAUUAAGAAGCGUCUUGUAGGAAUGCCUCCAACUUUGCUGAAGAGGAAAGUCCUUCAAACAGCCGUUGCUCGUAAAGAAAAUGAAAUGAGCGACUUUCUUCGAACCAUGGCAGGUGGGCCUAUACCUUCACCCGAGGAUGAUCUUGAAUUAAUCGCUUCUACAUCGACUCUGCCUCCUGCUCCUCCUAAAAACAAGGUACUUUCAAGAAUUCUUAAUCUGCAAAUGGUAUAG
Cooperia oncophora is the source of this 927-nucleotide messenger RNA. Lineage: Eukaryota; Metazoa; Nematoda; Chromadorea; Rhabditida; Trichostrongylidae. The record is from the annotation of a GenBank genome assembly.